UUUUACGAGUGCACCACGUGACCCGGCUGUCAAACAUGGCCCCUUCCUACUGGGUGUGAGAGGAGCGACAGCUGACAAAGGAAAGAACUGUGUCCAGAAAGGACGGCAGCGAUUCAAAUCUCAGCACAGCUUCGUCCAGACAACGCUGCACUUAUGUGACAUCCACAGCAAGGGAAAAGUACCUGCCAAAUGAUGAAGUGUGCCAGAGAGAGGAACUGACAGAAGAAGGCCUUCAUUGUUGCAGACCAUCUGUUCAGAUCCACCCGCCUCCUCCUCCUCCUCCUCCUCCCUCCCUGUGAGCCCCCACCCGGCAGCCAUGCAUAUCAACCCGGUGUACGUGGAGUCCACUGUAGUUCUGGCGGUGGUGUUGUGUGUCCACAUGGCGGUGUGGAACCAGCACUCCUGGUGCAGCAUCGCCCUCGUCAUUCAGGCGUUCUACGUGCAGCACAAGUGGGACCGCCUGCUCAGGUCGGGGGGCGCCGUGUUCCAGUUUCGUCCAACAGCAAACAGCGGCAUCGUUCCAGCCUCCAUGGUGAUGCCUUUAUUGGGCCUGGCGCUGAGAGAAAAGUGCUCCGCCUCAGGGAAUGUCUACUUUGAGCGCUUCUCCAUGGUGGUCACCAUCACAGGCAUGAUGCUGGCUCUGUUUCUCUCCCUGAUUGCGCUGGGCAUCACAAGACCCGUCCCCACCAACACUUGUGUGAUUGCAGGAAUGGCCGGCAGUGCGAUUCUCUACACGACAAAGCAGACGCUGACCGUGUCUGAGGUCAUCGAGGUCUUAGAGGUCCUGUUGAUCUUCGUCUAUCUCAGUCUGAUUGUGCUUUACUUGCUGCCGCGCUGCUUCACGCCCGGAGAGGCGCUUCUCAUCGUCGGUGGAAUCAGUUUCAUUGUGAACCAGCUCAUCAAGCGCUCCCUGAACCUGGCAGAGGUGAAAGGAGAUCCAGUGAACUACUUCCUGCCGGUUGUAGUGGUGGGGUCACUGUUGUUGGGGGUUUUCUUUGCGCUGCUCUUCUGCUUCAUGGAGUCAGAGACUUGGGUGUCAUCACUUUUCUUUCAUAUGAUGACAGCGGUUCUGGGUCUGGGGAUCCUGAUGCCGUGGCUUUCCUUGUUCAUCGGCCGGCAUCCCCUCAUGUGGCUGCUGGACUUUGUUACGUUCAAUGACAGAAGACUCUGUCUGCUGGGGUACUGGGUGUUCCUGGCUGUCGUGGCCACUUUUGUUGUGUUACAUCAGAACUAUCAGCGCCAGUCGGGGUCCAAGAAGCACCAGGCCUCGACUGUUGUCAGGAAGUACUUCCAUCUGAUUGUCGUGGCCACGUACGUUCCAGGGCUGAUAUACGACCGGCAGCUGCUCCAUGUGGCCUCCGUGGGUUGCUUGGCGAUUUUCUUGUUCCUGGAAUACGUGCGUUACUUUAGAAUCAGGCCUCUCGGUCAGCUGCUCAGGCAGCUGCUCACCUUGUUCCUGGAUGAACGGGACUCGGGGCCUCUCAUCCUCACCCACGUUUACCUGCUGCUGGGCAUGUCUCUGCCCAUUUGGCUGUUUCCUGGGCCCUGUGCACCAAAGGGGAUUCUCCCUGGGGCAGGCGGCCUGGUGCCCUAUGCAGGUGUGCUCGCUGUGGGGGUCGGAGACACUGUGGCGUCUGUGUUUGGCAGCACCAUGGGGGAGAUCCGCUGGCCCGGCACUAAGAAAACCAUGGAGGGGACUGCAACAUCGGUGUUUGCUCAGAUCAUCGCCGUGGCCAUGUUUCUCAUCUUUGAUGGGAGCAUCAAUCUGAACUCUACCUACUCAUGGAUUGUUGGCUCCAUCACUCUGGUGGCCAUGUUGGAAGCCUACACCUCCCAAAUAGACAACCUCCUGCUCCCACUCUACCUCUUCAUCCUGCUGUUGCUUUGAAUGGGCAGAUGGCACAAACAAACAGAUCCCUCCCCCCCCCCGUUCUCAGCCCUGUAUGGUGGGCAAGCAAAAACGCUGAAGUUGGAAAAAAAUGUCUAAAAUAAUGUUGUAGAGGUCUCUUUAGGAAUCAGUGGACUUGAUCACAAAUAGACGUGGGUUUUACUAGCACAAGAGUUGACUAGUUAAAAGCCAACAGUGUAAUCAGGUCUCAUAAUUAUGUCAGCAAACAACACACACAAAAAAAAAAUCUUCUCCUCACUUUACUGGCGUAACGUUAGCAUGAAGUUAGAGUCUGUUGUGCUCAGAUCAUCUCAGUAUCAGUUGCUCUGGAAUGAGAAAUGAGACAUUUUUAGAGUAAGUUGCUGAGAAAUGUGAGGAAGAGUUGCUAAAUAUUCUUUGAGCUUCGUGACAGCGGUGGUGUAUGCUUUCACCGCUGACACCAACAACUCCUAAAUUAUGCAACAGGAGAUUCAGUUUAGCAAAGUGAGAAAACGUCCUUUUAAACCAGUGGUCCAGAAUAGUGGACCUGUGGGCGCCACAUUUUGAUCAUCAGUGAGGAUUCGUUUCCUAUUCUGCAAACAGAUACAUGCCUUUGUAUUGCCUUUUGAAGAACAUUAUUUAAAGUUAACUUAUUGAUACAUCUCUUUCUUAAUCAAGCCCUUCAUUCUUAGAUUAUUAUUUUGCCUCCCUGAUGGCAAUACGAAAGACUUACUGCUGAAAAUAUUUGCCUUAAGAAGUAUAUUUUCUAUCACAUAUGACUAACUAUUAUAGAGGCGGUAGAUGAAAGCAUGGCAGCCCUCAACUCUUCUUUACAAGGGCUGAUUUAUACUUAAAUAUGGCAGAAACUCACUAUGCUCCUGCAUGAUACUAAUGUGAAAUCAAGUACUGUAACAUAUAUGCAGGUAUCCUACGGUAUAUUUUUGUUGGAUAGAUCGACUUUGCUUAGUAUUUCGGUGGUUUGACGGGACCCCCAUAGCGGUAAAACUUAAUAUAUACAUUUCCUUGUGACACUGAGCCUUCAAACCGUGCGUAUUUUGGGACUGUAGAUAUGCUUCGGGCCAAAAUAAUGAACAAUGCCCCUUACUUUUUGUGACUUUUUUCCGUCCCAAAUUAUUUGAAAUGCUUUAUAGAAAUAUCCUUAAAUGUCACAAGUUUGAUCCAUCCAGAUGGGGACGCUACAGUUUAGAACCUGAACCUUGUUUUCAGCACAAUUUAAUUGUUUAAUGUUCACCUAUAAAAGUUCUUUGGUGUUUUUUUUAUGUUGUGAUUACAGUUUUAUUAGCAUGAUCCUGCUAGUAUCUUGUUUUUGCCAUCCUCCUUACAUUUUUUUAAAAAGAUGUAACACUGCAUGUUGAGUUUAUCAGAGGAGAAAAGAUAAAAACUGAAACGCCUCCUAUUUGUAGUCUGUUUAAUGCUGAUGUGAGGAUUGAGACGAGGGACCUGUGUGACUGGCUGACUGGACUUUAACAAGACAAGCGUUAACCCUUUGCUUUCUCAGUUUGAUUUGACGGCUAACAUAAGAAGCUUGCAGUUUAUAAUCAUUCGUACAUGAAGUUUGCUUGUUUUUCAUUUGAGUUGUGUCUUAAAAUGAACAUACUUGAAAACAGAAAUGCUUACUGUUGUCUGUAAAAAAAUAAAAUAAAAAUAAAAAUGUAAGAAUCUGCCAUCUCACUUGGACACAGAUUUGAAAAACAUAAAGCUGGUUGAUGUCAAUGAGGAAAUACUGAAUAAAAGUGGAUCUGGA
Molecule: messenger RNA, 3632 nt
Organism: Stegastes partitus (bicolor damselfish)
Lineage: Eukaryota; Metazoa; Chordata; Actinopteri; Pomacentridae
Gene: dolk
Product: dolichol kinase
Exons: 2
Coding region: 317-1888 (523 amino acids)
Biological process (GO): dolichyl monophosphate biosynthetic process
Cellular component (GO): endoplasmic reticulum membrane
Molecular function (GO): dolichol kinase activity
Source: RefSeq, a predicted model, not a curated record